Daldinia childiae is the source of this 2304-nucleotide messenger RNA. RefSeq lists its product as uncharacterized. The transcript has 4 exons. NCBI's taxonomy places the organism in Eukaryota, Fungi, Ascomycota, Sordariomycetes, Xylariales, Hypoxylaceae. The record is from RefSeq and is a predicted model, not a curated record. The coding region runs from base 1 to 2304 and encodes 767 amino acids. Gene Ontology annotation, biological process: transmembrane transport. Gene Ontology annotation, cellular component: membrane.
AUGGCUGAGGAUCUCGGUGAUAUCGAUAUCAAUCUUGAUACGAAUAUAAUUCGGGAGUGGAGAUCAAUCGUCACCCUCGUUGUUUUCGUCAUCACUAAUAUUAUUGUGCUUUUCCCCUUUCAUAUCCCAUUGUACAUCCCUCGGGCAAUUUCCAAUGCCAUACUAAAUGGUCUGGUUGCUUUGCGAGUGAUAGGCCCACGGCAACAAGGCUCUCAGUAUGAGGCUGACCUUAAUAAUGAUCACAACGAGGAGCAGCAUGGCAUAGCUAGGCAUUUUGUACGACUAAGGUUCCCUAUGAACUUUGUGACGGCGCCUCUGAUAGCAGAUCUCUUUCUGCUAGCUAUUCUAGCAAUUGGUCGAGAGGAGGUGUACGGUGGUACGAUUGGUGCUAAUCACAUCUCGCCCAUCGACAUCAUGGCCUUUUUCAUAACGCUGGCGUACAUCGCUAUCUCUAUCGACGCUUCUGGUCUUAUUAGAUACCUUGCAUUUAAGGUGCUCCAAAAAGGAGGGAAGUUUGGUCACAGGCUCUUUUUUUACCUGUACGCCUUCUUCUUUAGCCUGGGCACCUUUAUCGGUAACGACCCUAUCAUCCUAUCUGGCACGGCCUUUCUUGCGUACAUGACCAGGGUCUCGAGUAACAUCAUACAUCCUAGAGCGUGGAUUUUCGCCCAAUUUGCGGUAGCGAAUAUUGCAUCGGCGAUUUUAGUGUCGUCUAAUCCUACCAACCUUGUUCUCGCAGGCGCUUUCAAUAUUAGGUUCAUCGAUUAUACUGCCAACAUGAUCGUCCCUGUCGUUAUCACAGCGAUUGUACUUUUCCCCUUCCUCCUUUACAUCGUGUUCGCGGAUGAGACCCUUAUCCCCCUCUCAAUCCAGAUGCAUGAGCUCUCGGAGGAGGCAAAAGCUAGGAAACCCGUCAAUCCAAACAUUCCUCAUGCCAGGGGAAACGCCGAGGAACAGGAGGAUGACCCGACAAAUAGCGAGCAAAGCAAAUUGUUGUCUUUGGAAGAGAUCAUGAACCCUUUCUUGGAUAAAGGCGGUGCAGGUUUCGGAGCCCUCAUCAUGGCUGCAACACUUAUCACAAUCCUUGCGAUAAAUGCUGCGAGUCAGAGCACCGGUGAACACCCAGUCUUUUACGUGACUUUACCAGCCGCAUUCGUUAUGUUCUGUUGGGAUAUUGCAUUUGGAUGGAUUCAUCGCGAAGAGACGCGAAAGAUCGCCCGUGAUGGCCGACGUGAUAUCGAACGAGCUCGGGCUGAGCGACUUGCUAGGGAGCUUGAGGAACUGGAGGGGAUUACUUCAAGUCAAAACCAAGAACAAGAGCAAAAAAAUGGUGCCAAUACUCAACCUAGCACGUCACACAGCCGUUCGCUAGAUACCAAAUCGCAGAAUCAGAAUGACACUACCAGUGGUAUUAGAUCCCGCGCAAGCCUAGCCGGUUCAAAUACGGAUGUUGAGACUACUAUAGGAACCGAGAAAGCCAGUAUAAAGCCGCCGAGUGAAGAAGUUCAAUUACACGACGGCCGCUCUACUGACGCGACGAACACGCUUGUCGAAAAUCAGAGAUCAAUCCAUACGGACUCAUCUAAACCAUCUGAGGGCAUAUUAAGCGGAGAGUUAGGUGAAAAGAGCCGAGUGCCAUUCGAACGAGAGAUGGACGCAGAAAAGCAACCCCGUUACAACGUCGCGAUCCAUCAAGAAAAUGAGAGAGCGACGCUAGUAUCGCUAACUACAGACAGUUAUAGAUGGGCACAGGAGACAUUCCCAACGGCAGCGGUCGUUAUGAGCCAUUUACCUUUCGCACUCGUCCCCUUUGCCUUCUCUAUGUUUGUCCUCGUACAAGCUUUGGUUACGAAAGGUUGGGUACCCGUGUUUGCUUACGGUUGGGACCACUGGGUGAAUAAGACGGGAACGAUUGGCAGUGUUGGCGGGAUGGGAUUUCUUUCCGUAAUACUUUGCAACUUCGCGGGAACCAACAUUGGCACCACCAUCCUUCUCUCCCGCGUAAUACAGGCGUGGCAAAAGAUUCACCAAGCCAAUAACACACCAAUAUCUAACCGGACCUUUUGGGCUACGGUUUACAGCAUGGCACUUGGCGUCAACUACGGCGCAUUUAGCACAGCAUUCAGCGCAUCUUUAGCCGGCCUCCUCUGGCGCGAUAUCCUCGCCAGAAAGCAUAUCCGUGUCCGAAGACUCGAUUUCGCCCGUGUGAACCUUCCGAUCAUCACGAUUUCUAUGGUUGUCGGUUGUGCCAUUCUUGUUGGCCAGGUCUAUAUUAUUAGGCCUACUACCGCUUAUGACGCAUGA